UUCAUGUCACUUGUUUUAGCACAGUGCCUUGUGAUGGAAUCAGAAUCUUCGAAACUUGAACAGAAGUUAUCUGACUACUUGUGGGAGCAAACAGCUGAAUACCAGCAACAAGCUCUAAACUCGAACUUACUAUACGGGAUGAAGGAACGGUGUCUGGACCCCUCUGAGUUUGGGGGCUACAUGGUGGAUGAUACUGUCUACUGUUACGAGGUCAUGCAGUGUCUGAGAACAGCAGCAGAGAGGUCCAAUGACAACACCACUCUUCAGAAAUAUCUGUAUUUUAAAUCUGAGAGUUGGAAAGGAGUGGGAGCCAAGUCCUGCGAUACUUGGCACAUCAAAAGUGCCGAUGGCAUCAAACUGGGAGGGGCAGCUUCUGCCUAUAUUGCCCACAUCAGAGACGUUUCUGAAAAUGACAGUCCAAUAUACACGUUAUUAGCUCUUACUCCCUGUAAAAGACUCUGGUCUUGGCUAGGCAAACAGAUCGGAUCUGGAACUAAAGAUUUUGGGGUGUACACUACUUGGGUGGAGAGAAACUUUAACCCACAUAGUACGGGGUACCUGGAGUAUCUAGACCAUGUGGAGUGGGCUUACGAGGCAGGAGUAGUCACAGCUGAGAAGGCUUUGGAAGUUUUCACCGCCAGUAUCCAAAGUGAGGUUAACUUCUUCAACUCUGUUGCAAGAUGUGAGCCCGCCAAAUCGAGAACAAGACUCUCGACUGACCGAAGUGAAUUAUAAAUCUGCACGCAUUCAGCUUUCCAGAUCUCGUUCGAGAUUUAGCUCUGGAAGGAA
Messenger RNA from Bolinopsis microptera, 789 nucleotides. RefSeq lists its product as uncharacterized. The record is from RefSeq and is a predicted model, not a curated record. The transcript is spliced from 2 exons. Bases 4 to 735 code for a protein of 243 amino acids. Lineage: Eukaryota; Metazoa; Ctenophora; Tentaculata; Lobata; Bolinopsidae. Gene Ontology annotation, cellular component: cytosol.